Cornus florida is the source of this 1569-nucleotide messenger RNA. RefSeq lists its product as uncharacterized. Lineage: Eukaryota; Viridiplantae; Streptophyta; Magnoliopsida; Cornales; Cornaceae. The coding region runs from base 154 to 1053 and encodes 299 amino acids. Gene Ontology annotation, molecular function: calcium ion binding. The record is from RefSeq and is a predicted model, not a curated record. The transcript is spliced from 8 exons.
UUCAUUCGGCAUCUGAAUUGGGUUUAUUACACAUUGAACCGAGUCUUAAACCUCCACCCCACGACAAAAACCAGCCCUUCCACAAUCCGAUCCAUAGAAAAAGGUCUGCAAUUCGUCAAUUCAAUCGGAAAAUCAGAUACCCAGUUGCAUUAGAUGGCGGAAGACGAUUUAUCGGGGUCAGAGAGCCACGAAAGUGACUCGGAUUGGAGUUCAGAAAAGCUUGAAACAGCAGGAAAGGGAGGAAGACAAGGCAUGUCAGAGUACGAGAAACAGAGGAUGAAGAGAAUUGAAGAGGAUAGAGCGAGAAUGGAGGCCAUGGGUUUGCCUAAAAUAGCUUCUUCGUUGAUAGGUUCGGUUCAGAAUAAGAAGAAGAAGAAGAGCGACCGAAAGGGUAAAAGGAAAAUGGUUGAGGAGGACGAUGAAGAGUAUAAGCCGCCCGAGGAAGAACGGGGACAUAGUUCCUCUAGUGAUGAUGAUGAUAAUGAGAAACUUGUGGGUUCUGGGUCUCCAAUUGGAAAGGUAAAGAAAAAGACAUCAAAUCCUAAGCAGAAGGUUUCCAUUCAAAAGCUCUCAAGCAAUCCUGAUUUUAUUGAUGACAAUGAUGAUGACUUGAUGAAGGCAAUUGCUCUUUCGCUAAACGAUUGCACAGGAUUUUUAUAUGUGGGACAUAGUGGGCCUUCUAAAAGCUCUGAGGCACAUGUAAUAGAUGGUAUGCAUAGUGAAACAAAGGGAAAUGCCAACAUUCAGGAAGAUACAGGAAAGAGGAAGAGGAAAAAAUCGAUAGCCAGUCGGGUGCAAAUGACUGAGGAUGAACUGGUUGUACACUUCUUUCAGUUUGAUGAAGCAGGGAAAGGAAGCAUAACAAUGAGAGAUUUACGGCGAGUAGCAGCUGCUCAUGAUUUUACAUGGACGGACAAGGAGAUGGCUGAUAUGAUCUAUUGCUUUGACAAUGAUGGAGAUGGGAAGCUAAGCCUUGAUGAUUUUCGGAAGAUUGUUGGUCGAUGCAACAUGAUCCAGGCUUCUGACAAUGCAGCUGUGGGUUCAAAAUCAUGAGGGAUCAAUCAGGUGCUAUGUUUCCAGCCUUCCAGGUAUUGUGGAAGAUGAGGAUCUUGGGCAUUUGAAGAACUUCCUUUGCCUUCAUUUUUGAAUUGUGGUUUGACUAUUGUUGGUCAUUGUGCAUUGGAAAUUAUCAGGAAACAGUUGGCAUCAGGACUGGGUGGGGCGCUGGUUUGUUCUCUCUGCUGAACUCCUGUACGAAAUUAACAAGCUUUCAGGGAUGAUGCUUUCCAGAAGCGAGAAGGCACUGAGUCGAACAUUGCAACUCAGUGUAAUAGGCUUGUGUCUGUUGGAAAUUUUGUCACUUCUUUUGUGCGAUACCUUUAAGUUAUGGUUGUUUGGUGUAUUAUUAUUAGAUAAUGGAUAUGAACUACAGUAUGUUUUUUGAAAAUAUAAUUUAUUAACCUUAGCUUGUAGCACUUGCUUGAUGGCUUUGUUUUUGUCUAUUUUGUUACCAAGGAAUGUAAAUAUAUGUAAGAGUCAAUUGGGGAGAGGAUUCUUCCAUUUUUCGGA